Messenger RNA from Boleophthalmus pectinirostris (great blue-spotted mudskipper), 1761 nucleotides. It is a transcript of the gene ttc38, whose product is annotated as tetratricopeptide repeat domain 38. Bases 75 to 1475 code for a protein of 466 amino acids. The record is from RefSeq and is a predicted model, not a curated record. NCBI's taxonomy places the organism in Eukaryota, Metazoa, Chordata, Actinopteri, Gobiiformes, Gobiidae. Gene Ontology annotation, molecular function: protein binding. The transcript is spliced from 14 exons.
UGUGGGAAGUAAAAGUUGCGUCUUUGCUGCGUUUUUUUCGCCCCGUGCGUUUUUGCGUCCCGUUUUGCAGCGACAUGAACGCUUCGAGUUUCAGAGACUGUCAGGCUUGGAGAGCGGAGGGGCUCCCGCUGUCCACAACCAGUAACGAGGCCUGCAAGCUCUAUGACGCUGUUCUGUCUCAGUACGUGAAAUGGCGCAGUGACGAGACGCUGGGAGGGUUCGAGGGCUGUUUCUCUGCUCUUCUGACGGCUGACCCCAACUUUGUUAUGGGCCAUGUGAUUAGCACGGGGCUGGAGCUCGUCGGCACCACCACCUCCCCCCGUCUGAACGAGCGUCUCUCCAGCGCCGUGAAGAGGACGGUGGAGCUCGCCAACAGCCAAGACAUCAGUCCCCGGGAGAGGCUCCACGUCAAGGCCAUGCAGCUGUUUUCUCAAGGGAACUUCUCCAAAGCCUGUGAUGCCUGGGAAGACAUUCUGCUGGAUCAUCCCACAGACCUGCUGGCACUCAAGUUUGCCCACGACGCCUACUUCUACAUGGGCGCUCAGACUCCUAUGAGAGACUCUGUGGCCCGGGUACUGCCCCACUGGAAACCACACAUGCCCAUGUCCAGUUAUCUGAAAGGGCUGUAUGCAUUUGGUCUCCUGGAAACGCGCUUCUACGACCAGGCUGAGAAAGUGGCUCUAGAGGGUCUCUCUCUGGUUCCCGAUGACGCCUGGGCGGUCCACGCUGUAGCUCACGUCUGCGAGAUGAAAGCAGAAGUGGAUAAAGGACUCAAAUUUAUGGAGGACAGAGAGAAUGACUGGCAGGUUUCUGAAAUGCUGGCCAGUCACAACUAUUGGCACUGGGCUCUAUACUUCAUCGAAAAGGGAGACUACGACGCCGCGCUGCACAUAUAUGACUCUCAGGUUUUCCGUCGUGCCAAAGUCUCAGGCGCCAUGUUGGACCUUGUGGAUGCCUGUUCGAUGCUUUACAGACUGGAAAUGGAAGGUGUGCGUGUGAAAGACCGCUGGCGAGAGCUGUUCCAGGUGACUCAGCCGCACACGGACGAUCACGUGACCCUGUUCAACGACGCACACUUCCUGAUGGUGUCACUGGGCGUUAAAGACAAUCAGACGUCCAGGAGACUUCUCGAGGGUCUGCAGGAACUGGCUCGAGAGCCUGGGGAGAACCAGCAACACCAAACUGCAAACACUGUGGGCAUCCCUUUGUGCCAGGCCAUGAUGGAGUUCAACGCGGGCAACUACGCCAAGUCCGUGGAGCUGCUGUACCCGCUGCGCUACCGUCUCGUGGACAUAGGGGGCAGCGAUGCACAGAGAGACGUCUUCAAUCAGCUGCUCAUUCACGCCGCCAUAAAGUCCGACAGUACCAGGCACCAGAAACUGGGAAGGUGUCUUUUGGUGGAGAGAGACUCGGUGAGGCCCAACUCCCCGAUGACUGAGCGCCUGAUGAAGACAGCUCUGGCUCUGCACGUGUAGUUAGAGCGGACAGAGAGAAACUACAGAAAAAUCAAAGUCCUGUGACGAUCUGAGGUGCCUGUCUGACUGAAAACUGGGAAAAAGAAGAGGAGUAUCGUCUCACUGAAGUGGCCGUAUGAUUGUAGCCUUUGUUAUAACCUGCCACACUGCAAAAAGCGGUAUCUACGCGGCGUAAACCGCGCUUCCUCCUGUGCGCCUCUAAACCAGAACUAACACCAAGACUAAAACCAGGACUAACCCAGUCCAGGACUAAACCAGGACUAAACCAGGGACUAAACCAGGACUA